Porites evermanni is the source of this 3148-nucleotide messenger RNA. The record is from the annotation of a GenBank genome assembly. NCBI's taxonomy places the organism in Eukaryota, Metazoa, Cnidaria, Anthozoa, Scleractinia, Poritidae.
CUUGAACUGUUAUUUUUAUUUGUAUUUAAUAGUAUACCAGUCUGGUCACGCCACCAUCCACAAAUCCCACAGCGAUAUGUACCACAAUGGACGCAAGAUAUGAAAAACAGAAGCCUUAUCUUGGAGGUUGGUUUUGGCUCCGUUGUGUGUCUCUUGGGCAGUACAGUCAACUCUUUCUAAGUCGGACACCUUUGGGGCCGGUACUUAGUAUCUAAGAGAGAUGUCCGUCUUAUAGAGAGUCAAAUUACUCUAGUUGUCUGUUUUACAGAGGUGUCUGUCUUAUAGAGGUGUCCUUUAAGAGAAAGUCGACUGUAGUUCAGUGUGAUAAUAGGCUCAGCCACAUAUAUAUAUGUAGUACAUGCGGCAUGAAUAAGGUUUAAAUUGUCUAAAUCACUGUCGGUCAGUUAGCCUGCAAAUACAGCCGUCUCUCCUCAUUCCACUCAAUAGAGCCACUAGAGACAUUUUGCUAGAGAGAGAGAUGUCUGCAAUUCGGCCUCCUUAAUACAAAAGACUGUGUGCAAUAAACGAAUUGGAAACAAGUUCAGAAACGAAAUUGAAGCUGUAAAUCAUGAAAGGAAGUUAAUCAUAUCAGUGCAGCUACGUGUAUAGAAAACAUGGAAGCUGUAAAAGCUACCAAUACAAUGUCAAGAUUAUCUAUUUCCUACAUUUAUGCCUAUUAGAACUUCGAUAAAAACUGACAAAAAUAAUAUUAUUGGCAGAGCAUCUGAAGAGCUGCUAACUGCUUGACAACCACCAACAAGCUUUGUUGUAGUGGCUGCAAAUUGAAAGUUUCAACAAAGUUAUUGUUUUUGUUGUGAUUAAAUUUUGAGUCCUCAUUUAGUACAAGUAACUGCCGUAUUGAAUUCAAGAUGAUCUUCCUUGUACAUUCAAACAUUGAAGUGGGAGAAGACUCCCGCAGACAAUCAACUAGCUGGUUCACACCCUCUUUCAUUUCUUUUUUUUUCUGUUAUAGAAUUGCAAGCUUUCUAAGUAUCCAUACGGACCACAUGAUACAAGUAUUUAUUUGACUCACAGAGGUAAGUCAGAUAAAUAAUAAAAACUAAUUUAAAACAGACUUGCCAAGUCUCACUUUUUUGUCCUGAGUCUCACCUGUCUCACACUCUCACAAGUUGGCAACCGAUUUCUCACACUUUCUUGAAAAGUCAAACUCCAAAAAAUUUUUGAGCUGUAGGGUUUGUUUUCAAGUUUAGAUAUCAAUAGAUAACAGGCUCAACCCAAAUAAAACACUUAGCAGUCACAUUUGAUUAAAUUCUUUUAGCCUACUGCGCCUUACCGCUGCUACCAAAUGUGCAGACUUCCUGUUUCUCUAUGUGUCAAGAUGGCACCUAGCCUGCAGUGCAGCCGCCCACGUAUUGCAUAUAGUGUGGAUGUAGGUUUAAAGUGUCUGUGCGCAGGUUAGAUAUGGCACCAACAAAACAUAGAAUUAAAAAACCUAAAUCAUAAAAUUGAACAUGUUGUGUACUGCUCCAGCUUUAAAGUGAGAUAGUGACUUCCAAUACCCAUGAUCUCCACUUAAAGUCCUUUCACUGGGACAUUUGGGAAAUCUCACAACUUGUUAUCCAUUUCUCACUAAUCUUUUCCCAGCUCUAGGUUCAGAAUCUCACAUAUUUUGCCUUUAGGGGGUUUACAAGUCUGUUCAAAAAAACAGUGUUUAAUUUCUUCUCCUUACUGUCAGUGCAGUCAAACCUUUGUUGAUACAGACACUGAGGGGACCAUAGAAAGUGUGUAUAUUAAUGGGGUGUCCCUAUAUUAAUCAGGUCAAAUUUAGAGAAAAUUUAAAGGCUAGGGACAAGGAAAACUGUCCAUCAUAACAACAAGGUGUCCAUAUAAGCAGUUGUCUGUAAAGCAAGGUUUGACUGUAAUUAUAGCAAAGAAACCCAUGGGUAAAGAGGAGUUAUGUUUGACCUUGAUUCCUGUCAGUACAAAUUGCCCUUGUUUGAUGCUCCAUUUCCUAGUUUCAUAUUGAGAGGGGCUGGGUACUAGUUGGUUUAUUAUGGGAUAAACAACACGAGACCCAUAUUGUCAGAAAGUCAGCAUAUUGAAAUUAGCAACAUUCUCAAGUUUGGCGUUUAUCGGGUCGACAUUGAACGAGGUACAGCCAUUCAAAAAACUCCAAAAUAAUAUGAAUUUUACUAACUAAAGGAAAUAAUUUAUGGACGUCCAGAGGAUGUGUUCGACAAUCCAAAACAUACAUCUCUCUCUCAAGUUUCAAGUUUUUGAAUAGCUGUAUCUUGUUCAAUAUUGGCUUGAUUGACAUCAAACUUAACAUUUUUCAUAACCUCAAUGAGUGUUGUUUAUCUCAUAACACACCGACUUGUACCCCUGCAGCCUGUCUUAAUAUGAAACUAGGCAAUGCUGGGGAGGGCAUUUCAGGUGAUAUGAGUACAGUCAUUGCUGAAUGUAGUUUUUGGAUGAUGAUUCACCAGACUGGUAACUUGUUUGCAUUGACCACUCUAAGGCUAGCCUGCGAGCAGAGGCCCUUGGAGCUUACCUAGGAAAAUCGAAUUUUGCCUCUGCUUGCAGGGUACUCUAAGCAAGCCCUGCUAUGAAUAAUUUUAACUGGAAUCACCGACACAGUCAAACGUAACUCCUCAGUGCUCUGUAUUAUAGAAUAACACAGACAGAGAUCUUGUAAGUGACCACCUUGGGUCUCAAUUCACAAAAGUGGUUUCAGUUAGAGCUGGUCAUUUACGAGAAAAAGCUACCAUAUGAUAAACUUAUUAAGAGCAGACACACUCUUGAGAGCUUUGUCAAAUGGGUGGAUGGUUCCAGAAAAUAUCCAGACCCCCACCACAGAGGGAAUUUUACUUAGAAACCCCCACCCCCUGGAUUUUCAAUUGAUGCAAAGACAACUUCAGCUUUUUAAAAAGUUGGCAAAUAGUGUGACAUAGGCCCUAAAUUUGAAUCACAGCUCAGACGGGGGUGUCACGAUGCAAUAGAGUAGCCCCUGUGCAAGAAGAGCAUUGACUGUACCUUUUUUUCUCUUACAGAGCGUUUGAACAAUGUGGAACCACGAAAAAUGGUGGACAGUAAAUCAAUCAAAGUACCACGUGACAGAUUACUGAGACCUUGGUUUCACUCUCCCCUCUCACGUUACCAAAGCAGUUUAAUGUUCAGGAAGACUUAA